Pocillopora damicornis (cauliflower coral) is the source of this 1610-nucleotide messenger RNA. RefSeq lists its product as uncharacterized. Lineage: Eukaryota; Metazoa; Cnidaria; Anthozoa; Scleractinia; Pocilloporidae. Gene Ontology annotation, molecular function: protein binding. The record is from RefSeq and is a predicted model, not a curated record.
AAUUGCUGAUAGCUUAAAAUUUAUCAACAUUCAUUCCUACGAAAGCGAUCGAUCACUUCUCUCACAGGCACCUCGUCUCAAAACAUGACAUAUUGAAUGAGAGAACCUCUCUAUAUUCCGUUGGGUUUUAUUUUUUGUUGAGUAAAUAUUCGACAAACAGGACAGUGGAAGAAGGAGGAGAAGAAAACAAUUCUCAAAAUUAUGGCAAUGGAGUCUCUUAUCACUUGAUUGGUUCAUAAUCGUAAUCACAGGAUAUGGAUGUUAACUCGAAGGUAGAAUUUUUGAAAUUUCACCAAGGAUAUGUACGAGGAGUGGCAUUUUCGCCUGUGGAUCGUUACAUAUUCUGCUCUGGUGCGUAUGAUGGUAAAGUUAAUAUCUACAGUGCAAAGAAAUGCCACCUCUUGGGAAGUUAUCCUGUGAGCUUAUUGGAUCUGAAUGUUACUGACAUGUUACAUUUUCAUCUACUUUUUUCAAUCUGUCAGAUCUUAGCAUCCACAAAUGCCAGAAGACUGGUUGUGAUGGAUGUGGAAACAGGAGAACAAAUUGUAUCUUAUGACAACUGUGUAUACAAUGGUCCAGACAGGACUGGUUUAGCAGUAGACAUUCAAGCAGGUCCUAACAUUGCUGCAUGCUGCUGUGUGAACGGACGUGGUUUGUCCAUUUUUGACCUCAGAAUGCCUCUUCCCUUGGAUUUCAUUUAUGACCUUCACAAUAAUGUCAUUCGGGAUGUGAUGUUUCUUCACGAGAGCUGGCCAUGGUGUAAAGGACAGAAUGCCCUGUUAUCAGUUGCUAUUGAUGGCACUGCAAAGGUAUCAACAAUCGAUGGACGCACAUUACAAAAUACUGAGAUAGGUUCCAUGUUGAACACAGCUGCUCCAACACCAGAACCCUUUGGGUCAAUGGCUGAUGAUGGAUUUUAUAGCCUUAUUAUGUUUGGUGGUGAGCUUCUGACAAGUUUUGUCCCAGAGGUUGGAGUCCAGGAGCGUAUGAGAGAGCAUGGCAAAGAUCCAUUAUGGAAAAUUAAAUAUACUUCCAAUGGAAGCACACUUUUCACUGCAUGUGAUGGAGGAGUGAUCAGAAAAUACAGAAGAUUCCCUGAUCACCAUGAGUUUGUGGAGGAUCUUUUCUGUCAUUCAGAUGAUGUAGAAGAUAUUGACAUUUCACCUUAUGAUGAAUAUUUGGUAACAGCUUCCAAGGACCACAGUGUGGGCGUGUUUAAACUUGGACCUCCCAGUCAUGGUGUCACUGAGUAUGGAGAGAUAAGGUAGUAUUUGAAACACACUGCAGCUUGAAAAUAAAGUUACACUCUGGAAACAAGUAAUGAUUUACAGAAGGCUUUCAGAAGAGACUGUCCUGAACCAGGGAUUUGUGGUACAGAUAAGGUGCUGGCAAGUUGUAUAUUUGCUGGACUACUUGUAAGGAGAAAUGAAGACAAAGGAGAUAAAUGAAAUUUGACAGCUAUGUUACAUGAUAUGAAUGGUAUCGCAUGGGCUGGGAAUAAAGGCUGGUCAACGGACAGGAAGCAAUCAUCGGAUGAGGUUGAACAUAGGUUAAUUAUCAUGAAUUAUCAAAAGAGAGGUAUGAGUUAUCUGCGGAAGCCAAAGGCUGAG